CCUUGCCGUAGUGACGUCACACCCAAACAAGCGACAGUCAGCUGGUGGCUUGUGUCGGAUGCUCGAACCAGCUGGGUUUUCUCUAAAUAACUUGUAUCACAAUGUCUCAGGAUCUAUGGUUACAGAACUACGACGCUACUUGUCGCCUGGCGCAGGAAAUCGCAGAAAAUGUUCAUGAGCGGAACAGGCAGCAGAGAACAGGGGGGAACACUGCAAAGAUCAACAUGACGCUACGGGCGUCACUGCAGAAGCUGAAACAGAAUAUUGCCCAGCUCAAAGAGGGCUUGUUGCGAGCUUCGUCAUCUCGACGCAUAAUGCAGUCAGAAGCUGACAGGAGACAGAACCUCAUUGAUGACCUGCUAACCAGAGAGAAGCAGCUCAAUGCCACCUUCAAGGGAGACAUCACAGAGCCAGAACCUUCCAGGUCAACAUUGAUGGCUGGAGGUGCAGGAGGGAGUGGGCGUGUUGCAGCUAACCCCUGGCUGGUCAACGAAUCAGAGGAGACCAGAGGGCUGACCUUUGGAGAAAUCAAACAACAGCAACAACAAAUCAUUCAAGCCCAGGAUGCAGGCCUGGAUGCACUAGCAGCUGUCAUCAGUCGACAGAAGAUAAUGGGCCAGGAGAUUGGCAAUGAGCUGGAGGAACAGAAUGAAAUCAUCGAUGACGUCGCUCAUCUCGUGGACAAAACAGAUGACAGGAUUCGUAAUGAGACACGAAGGGUGAAGCUGGUGGAGACAAAGUCAGCCUCCUGUGGGAUGCUGGUGGUGAUCGUGCUGCUUCUCAUAGCCAUCGUAGUGAUCGCUGUGUGGCCCGUGUAGGUGACGAGGACGGCGGUGAUCAUGGACCAUUGCUGGAUGAGCACUACAGUGACAGUUUGGUGCAGAAUGCCACUUUGCAUACACCUGGUACACAUUUACCGGACACCCAUUUGAACACUGUCUGUCAUCAGAUUUUAUUUUCUUAUUCCUGCUCAGGGUCACUGGUGACUGCCCAAUCAAGGCAGUGAGAAAAGAAGAGCAUGACUCUACAGUGAGUUGUUGCUUGGGCAAUGGCCAUCUGUAACCCUGUAAUAGCAGAUAUUUCAUGAGUGUACAUUGUCCUCUUCAAUAGUUGUCCAUCUGUCUGGCUCAUUAAAUCAACAAUUCAUUAAACAGUUAAUUAUUUAAAGGCAUGAAGUAUUAUGAAAUAUAUGUUUAUCCUGGUGAAUAUUGAGCCAAUAGCAGGACCUCCCACAGGUCUGGUCUGACGCUCACUCUGGGUGCAGUUAUUCCACAAGCUUCGCAAUAUUCACACUUACUUCUGUUUACCCAUGCAUUACUGUAGCUGUGUAAUGUUAUCAUCUGUCCUGGGAGUUUACAAUGUUUAUAGAGUAGCUCUCAGCCAAAACUAACUGUGGUACUAACAUGGCUGUUUUCCCUCCUUGUAAAUCACUUCAGCUUGUAAUUUCUAAUAAAUGACAUUUCCAGUUUUAAAGUC
This is a messenger RNA of Paralichthys olivaceus (Japanese flounder), 1476 nucleotides long. RefSeq names its product syntaxin 8 (gene stx8). NCBI's taxonomy places the organism in Eukaryota, Metazoa, Chordata, Actinopteri, Pleuronectiformes, Paralichthyidae. Gene Ontology annotation, molecular function: SNAP receptor activity; SNARE binding. Gene Ontology annotation, biological process: intracellular protein transport; vesicle fusion. The record is from RefSeq and is a predicted model, not a curated record. Gene Ontology annotation, cellular component: SNARE complex; endomembrane system; membrane.